UCCUUAAGUUGUGGGCGGAGACGCGACCUUAUAAAUAAACGUGAGUCUCUGACGCUGUAAGACAUUAGACAGUGGGGAGAGUGGUCGGAACAAGUGGCUGGAAGUAGACAUAUACCUGCCUGGUGCUAACUCAACGGAGUCUAUUUUCUAAACAGGCAAAAAGAAAACCGUCCCGAACAUGAGUAAGGACACCGAGGUCGAUAUGAAGGAUGUUGAGUUGAACGAGUUGGACCAGGAGAAACUACCGAUGACCGGCGACGGACCGGGGGCUGAGAAGAACGGAAACUUGAAGCAGAAGGUACCGGAGGAGGAUGUUAAGUUUACCGGGCUGUCGAAGGAAGAGCUCAUGAAAGUCGCUGGCACACCCGGGUGGGUGAGGACACGCUGGGUGCUCCUGGUCUUGUUUUGGUUGGGCUGGGUGGGGAUGCUGGCUGGGGCCAUAGUGAUCAUCGUCCAGGCCCCCAGGUGUAAACCCAUACCUGAGAUGAACUGGUGGAACCAGGGUCCUCUCUAUCAGAUCGCUGACCUGGACGCCUUCAACCACGACAAGGGAAUCAAAGGUGUAGUUGAGGUACUGGACAGUCUGAACCAGUUGAAGGUGAAGGGCCUGGUUCUGGGGCCUCUUCACACUGUCCAGCAGGACCAAGCAGACACCUUAGACCUGGUCUCUAUGGACCCCGGGGUAGGAACUGACCAGGACCUGCUGGUUUUGCUGGACAAGGCCCACAAGAAGGGUAUCUCUGUGGUGUUGAAUCUGACCCCUAACCCUGGAGCUGACCCCUGGUUCAGUCCUGACCAUUUACCUAAAGUACUGGACAAACUCAGGGAUGCUGCUGAACACUGGCUGGAGAUGGGCGUGGACGGGGUGCAGGUGUCCGGCCUCGCUGCAGCCAGCGCCUCUUCUGAUUGGUCCAAGUUCCAGUAUGUCGUCCAGGGCAACAGGACGGAGGUGGACGUGAAGAAGAGAGCUCUAAUAGGAGUCGUUGAUGGUCAGGACUACUCUGCCGUCUCUCAACUUCUCAACUCUUCUGGUGUGGAUCUGAUACUGUCUGAUGUCCUUAACAAGGCAAACUCCGGUAUCGAGAGAGCGAAGUCCAUCCACGGCCUGGUGUCUACCCAGAAACAGAGCUCUUUAGCCUGGGGGCUAGGAGGCAGUUUGGGGAACCAUCUGGCUUCAGUGGUGGAGAAACCAGAACUGGUACGACUUUACCAACUCAUGCUUUUCACGCUGCCUGGAACACCUGUCUUCAACUACGGAGAUGAGUUGGGGCUCGCGGACCAGGGUUCCACCUCUCCUAAGAUGCUGUGGGACACUGAGGAAGAAGAGGUUGCUGAAGGAGCUGUGAAGAACGAGACAGCCGAGGCCCAGAAGACUCAUCGUCUGACAUGUCGUUCGUGGUUUAAGACCCUCUCUGACCUGCGGGGUAAAGAACGUUCCCUCCUUCAUGGGGACUACUUCCACCUCCACUCCUCCUCCGCGUCCCUUGCUUUCCUGCGUCUGUGGGACCAGAGCGAGCGCUACCUGACGGCCGUUAACUGGGGCUCCGCCACCUUAACCAUGGUCCUCAACCACACAGAGCUGAGCCUCCCGGAGCAGGCUAAAGUGAAGCUUAGUACUGACCCUGAGAACCUGGCUGCAGACAGCUCUGUCUCGCUGGAUAAACUGCUGCUGGGACCCGGACAGGCUGUCCUAUUGGCCUUCCCCUUCGCUUAGGAGGGGCUAGAACAGAGACCAGGACUAGAACAGAGACCAGGACUAGAACAGAGACCUGGACUAGGAACAGAGACCAGAAUAAGAAACUACUAAACAUAACUUUUACACCUGGAACAAAGGGAGAAUGCAGAGAAUGUUUUAGAUUACAGAAAAUCUGCAGAAGGAAUAUAUAGUAUAAACAGCAGUACUUAGCCAGUACUUAGCCAGUACUUAAACAUAUUAAAUGUUAGUCCAGAAUGACUAUUUCCAACUGUUAAAAUAUUCCAGUUCAGAUUUGAUCAAAUGUUCUUUUGGGGCCAUUGUUUCAAAAACAUUUAAAAGGAACUUUUUAGUUCCGUUUUUUUUUUAAAUUUUGUUUUAUGACCUCUUGAGUUGAACUGUUGAAGUAGGAAGAUCUUCAAUCUGUUUAUUCCAUUCAGUGGAAUAUAAUAAUAAUAAUAAUAUAAUUGUUAUUCAAAUUGCUGGUAUUGGAGAAGAUGGCUAGAUAUUGUUCUGACUAAAAUCUUGAAAGGAGUAAAAUAAAAGUCCUGUGUAAUGUUGCCUGGUGACAAUCAAG
Oncorhynchus gorbuscha (pink salmon) is the source of this 2270-nucleotide messenger RNA. Its product is annotated as 4F2 cell-surface antigen heavy chain-like. Gene Ontology annotation, biological process: amino acid transport; carbohydrate metabolic process. NCBI's taxonomy places the organism in Eukaryota, Metazoa, Chordata, Actinopteri, Salmoniformes, Salmonidae. Bases 179 to 1714 code for a protein of 511 amino acids. The transcript is spliced from 12 exons. The record is from RefSeq and is a predicted model, not a curated record.